Molecule: messenger RNA, 4184 nt
Organism: Anopheles maculipalpis
Lineage: Eukaryota; Metazoa; Arthropoda; Insecta; Diptera; Culicidae
Product: RRP12-like protein
Exons: 8
Coding region: 1-4182 (1393 amino acids)
Source: RefSeq, a predicted model, not a curated record
AUGAGUAAAUUUCGUUCCAAACUAAAGAGAAAAGAUGGUUCAAAGCGUUGGAAGAAAGGAAGUGCUUCUUCGUCCAAUCCUCAAGAGAGUAAGCACCGUGCUAAGGCAAAAAGCCGGUUCUUCCAAACAAACCUAAGCCUCGCUCCGGCCGGCGAAUCGGCAAACCAGAAAAGCAAAUUAACACUCGAAGCUGUGCUGAAACAUGAAGCCAUCCAGUCGUAUGGUAGUGGAGGCGCGGGCAAAGCGAAACCACCAACAGUGAACGAUAUUGCGGCCAGUAUCAAAUCGUUCAGCAUGAAAGAUGGCGACGAUGAGCUGAUGUCCGAUUCACAGCCGGGCACGUUCAAAACGUUCCAAACGUUCGCCUCGAACUGGAGUGCCUGCUCCAACAUGAGCUUCAAGAAAUUAUUGACAAACUUCCGUGCCGAUUCUCAGCUGCAGAAAGAUAUGCUCGCUAUAUUGGCCGCCCUUACGGAAGUCAUCAAGGAGCAUUCCGGUACCCAAAGCAGUACGGAAUACUUUCUCGCACUCAUGGAAACGAUAGAGGCAGCCAAGGAGGAAAAUGACAUCAAUGCCGCCGUUUCACUGCUUGCGAUGGGUAUCAAAUCGGUUCCCCAGGCCGUAUUACGGCGUAAGUUUUCGGACACAGCACAGACACUGCUCGCUCUGCUGGAAAGAUACACCGAAACGGAUAACCAUGCAAUGGUGCGUAAUCUGAUCGGAUGCAUUUCGGUAAUGUUACGGGCGCAAGCAUACGAUCAGUGGAAGAUGUCUUCGACGGUGAAAUUUUUCGACGCCAUACUAGCAUUUACGACACACACCAAACCGAAACUACGUAAAGCGGCACAACACGGUGUAGUGGCUGUAAUUCAUGGUAGUUGUUUUAUGCUUCCGCCCAAGCAAGAAGCUGAUGAGCAACAGGAGGAACGAGGUGAUGGUGACAAGCCAGUACAGAAGGCCAAUCUUGUAAAGCAUCAUCCAGCGGGGGGUCGUGUGGCACGGUUUUGCAUUGGACAGUUUAAGCCGGAGAACAUUGCCAACAACCAAACGGUUAUUUUGCACACACUGGGACUGCUGCACAACGCCCUGCCCGGAUUUAAUAAGGACGACAUCAAGCUGGUAUCGGAAAGUUUGCUAUCGAUCAUGACGGCCACAAAUGUAUUGAUUCGUACGAAUUGCUUCCAAACUUUCCACUCACUGUUUACGUCCAAGACGGAAAACCUUACCCCAAUGUUGGCGGGCAAACUACUUUCCGCACUGUACGAUUACCGACCGGAUCGGUCCGAUUCACGGCAAACCAUUGCCUGGUUGACGGUGCUGAAGGAAGGACACCUAUUUCUGGCCAAGUACGAUCUCCUGCUCUGCAGCACAGCACUGCCAAAGUUCGUACAGGUCUGUACUCAGGAUUUCUGGUCCUCCGAAACGUUGGAUGUAGUAUCGGCCGCUUCCAACGCGCUAAAGGAUAUACUGUACGAGUGCGUACAGCCUUGCUGUGCUGAUCCAGACGAGGUCGAGAAACAUCGUCCUUCGAUCGAGAAGAUACUGAAGUACAUCAUUGACGUACUCUGCACGGCUCCGUUCGGUCAUGCGUCCAAGCAAGUCUUGAUCAUAUUGGCUAUAGCGUUCGAUACUACCGGACGAUAUUUUGGGGCAACUCUGGCACCCGCCCUAACUACGCUCGGUACACGGUACGAUCCACAGUCGUCGACACGCUUACAGAUCGAGCAUGCCGUGCUGCAGGCAGUAGGCUCCAUGGAAACCAGCUUAGUGCUGCAAUGCAUUCCGCUCGCCGGUGAGGAUGGUAAGAUCGAUCUUGAUCGUACCUGGAUGUUGCCGUUAUUGCGCGAAGGCCUACAACACUCUAGCUUCGAACUGUUCAACAGUGUUAUUUUGAAACUGGCCUACCAAUGCUACAUGCUGUGGCAAAAGUUUAAAGAAACGGACAACAAGCACCAAGCGCACAUUUUCGAACUAUUGUGCUGUCAACUUUGGGGCCUAUUUCCGGGUUUCUGUCGCAAACCAAAAGACGUGUCCAACUUCCGGUUGAUUGCGAAAACGCUCGGCACGGUGCUGAACGAAAAUCCCGAUCUGCGUGCUCCCAUUUUGGAUGGUUUAAAGGAGCUAAUAACACACCUCGAGACACCUGCCGAUCGGGAAGAGAUUGCACGGUUUGCAAAAAAUUUUCUACCCCGUUUGUUUAACAUCUACACAACGAAACCGAAUGGCAGCUACGAAAACGAGGUACGGCAAACCGCUUUCGAAACGAUUCAAGCGUACCUUUCCAUCACACCCACCCCGGUACUGGACGAGAUGUUUAAUGUGGCAUUGCAGCAGCUGCAAGAAAAGGCACCGGGAACCUUUAUCUACGAUACGCUGUUUGAUAUCGUUGAACAGCUGGCCCUGUACCAGACGAAGGAUAAGCUGGUCGAAAUUUACAACAAGUACAUUACGGUCAUACUGAAGCAGGACAGGAAACAGGAAACGGUCGCGAAAAAGAGUGCGAACGUAAGACGCCAGAUGAAGAAAGCGUUUAAAUUGUUGCGCGAAAUUUUGGCCUCUGAAAAUGAAGGUUGCGUUGGAUUUGUGGAGGCUAAGCUGGGCAAUGUGGAAAAGUUGCUGUUAGGUACGAUGCGAACGACGUACGAGGGUAUUCAGGCGCCACGAUUAGAAUGCUUGAAGCUGAUACUGGAAAAACAGGCGUCGGUUGUGCUGGAAAGUAAGCUGCUAACGCGCACACUAUCGGAAGUGGUCGCUACAUAUCAUUUGGAAGACAUUAAGAAGCAAAAUAUUGGUGCCGAGUUGCUGGAAAAGAUUGGUGAAAUGUUUGAUAAUGAGGAAAAAAUCAACGAUUUUAUCGAUCUUAUCAUCGCUGGCUUUAUGGGCGACAGUCAGCUGAUCACCAAUACGAUCGGUGUGCUGCGUACCGUGCUGGAAAAGUUUACCGGUUCGUUGUCGAUCGAUUCGCUCAAAUUUAUGCUAGAUCAGGUACUCACUUUUCUGAUCGGUAAAACGCGAGUUGAGGUUGAUGCGGCGCUGCAUUUCUUGCACGUGUAUACCAAAAUUCUUCCAAUCCCGCUCGUGAUCAACUAUCUUUCGCUGAUUGUAAACUCUCUUUCGGCGAUGGUUCCGGACACUAGGCGACAUUGCCGGCUGUUGCUAGGCUACAUCUGGAAGAAGUUGUGCAAGCGGUUCGGUGCGCAGGAAGUCAUACAGCUCGUACCGGGCAAUGAUGAGGAAACGCACAAGCGAUUGAAGAAAAUCCGCAAGGAUCUAGGACGGGCGAAACGCAACAUGCAGGAGCGUGGAGGCAAGGACGCUGCAGAGGAGGAGGAGGAUGAUGAACCGGACUUUGCGAAUGAACUGCAGAAGAAGAGCUUAACGAUCGAUGAUAUCCUUGCGGACUCUGACUCCGAUUCUGGGGUGGAAGAUGAGCGCAAGGGUCGAAAGAAGAAGGGCAUGGAUACGUACAUCAAGGAAACGGAAGACAGCAUCGUUGAUUUGGCCGAUUUGGAUGCGAUUGGAAAAAUUACAACCAACGAACCUAUGGAUGUGUCUAGCAAGAAUCAACCGCGUGCCGGUACCAGCAAACAGCGAAAGGAUGAAAACCGUGGCUUUAAAACAGCUGCCGACGGGCGGCUCAUUAUCAAGGACGUUGAGGACUAUUCCGAUUCCGACGAGGAUCCGGAUGAGGCAGUUGGGUACGUGGAUAAGUCGAAAAAGCGUAUCUAUGACGAGGACGAUAGCGACGAUAGUCAGGCCGAACGUGACGAACCGAACCCGGAAGACGAUGGACCUUCGUCGCGGAAGCGGAAGGCGCUCGAUGUGCUCAGCGCACGGUCGGGCAUGUCUGGCACGUCGAAUCGAUAUGUGGCCGGUGGUAAGGGUAUCCAUCGACCGGUCGCUUCCUCGGUAAAGUCCGGGUACAGUAGCAAAACUAACCGUACGGCCAAAUCGAACGCCUCAACCGGAGCAGAAUAUCGCGCAAAGAAAGCAGCUGGUGAUAUGCUUAAGAAGGGCAAACACGAACCGUAUGCUUACGUACCGCUUAGCCGCAAUUCGCUCAACCGAAGGAAACGCGCGAAAAAUGCUGGACAGUUCAAGAGCAUUGUAAAAAGUGCAAGGAAAGGAGCAGCUGCAGGAUCGAAGAAACGAUUGCUUAAAGCUGGCACGAAGCGAAAGUAACG